Ananas comosus (pineapple) is the source of this 1993-nucleotide messenger RNA. RefSeq names its product phytoene synthase 2, chloroplastic-like. Bases 419 to 1684 code for a protein of 421 amino acids. The record is from RefSeq and is a predicted model, not a curated record. Lineage: Eukaryota; Viridiplantae; Streptophyta; Magnoliopsida; Poales; Bromeliaceae. Gene Ontology annotation, molecular function: geranylgeranyl diphosphate synthase activity. Gene Ontology annotation, biological process: carotenoid biosynthetic process. The transcript is spliced from 7 exons.
UUGGUACAUUCUACAGAAUAACCCAUUUGGGUUCAUGGAAUCUUUGGGCUAUAAACUAGAUGCAUGUAGCUAGAAUAUUACUCAUAUGGUGCACUCCAUUAUUGGGCUUUGUGUGUAGUGGUGGAAACUCUUAUUAUUACUAGUUUGAACCCAAAAAAAGAAAAGAAGAGGAAAAAAAUAGAGCACCCACUUGUUUUUUUUUACAAGUUUUAUAAUUAAUCUCCUAUUGGGUGGUUGCUUUUCCUGUUCUUGCUGUUUCCUAGCUGAAAAAAAAAGUGACCAUUUUCAGGGAAACUCAAGAGCAUCUUGUGGGUUGUGUACUUGGUUUGAAAUGAGAGCAUGAUAGGGAGAAUUGGUUGUGACUAAAAAAGGAGGAGGGAUUUUGAGGUUCUAAUUCUUAGAUCAUUUUUUGAAUCAAAUGGCAAUUACGCUUCAUCGAGUUACAUCCCCCGCCGUUGGAUUCUCCGAGCUCCGCGACGGCGAUGUUCACCGAACUUUCGGGAGGAUAUUCACCUCAAAGUACGAUAGGAAGAUACCGAGGAGAAAACGCGGGUCGAAUUCGUGCUCACUGCAUGCCGAUUCGAAGUAUGCUUGCGUCGGGAUCGAGCCCGCGAACACCGCGAACUUCCCGAUCUUGUCGAGCUUAGUAGCCAAUCCGGCAGGAGAGGUCGCGGUGAAGAAGGUGUAUGAUGUGGUGCUCAAACAGGCGGCGCUGGUGAAGCGGCAGUUGCGGUCGAAUGCCGACGUGAAGCCCGACUUGGCUUUUCCGCGGACCGACAGCUUGUUGAAGGAAGCGUAUGAUCGGUGCCGAGAAGUUUGCGAAGAGUAUGCUAAGACCUUCUACUUGGGGACACUUCUCAUGACACCUGAAAGAAGAAGGGCAAUAUGGGCAAUAUAUGUGUGGUGCAGGAGAACAGAUGAGCUCGUAGACGGGCCGAACGCGUCUCACAUUACGCCGUCAGCGUUGGAUCGAUGGGAGAAAAGGUUGGAGGAUUUGUUCGCCGGCCGUCCGUAUGAUAUGCUUGACGCCGCGCUCUCGGAUACUGUUUCAAAGUUCCCUGUUGACAUUCAGCCAUUUAAGGACAUGAUCGAGGGGAUGCGAAUGGAUCUCAAGAAGUCGAGAUACGAAAACUUCGAUGAGCUCUACCUCUACUGCUAUUAUGUGGCGGGGACCGUCGGGCUAAUGAGCGUUCCGGUGAUGGGCAUAGCCCCAGAGUCGAAGGCGACGACCGAGAGCGUUUACAAUUCCGCUCUGGCUCUAGGAAUCGCGAACCAGCUCACCAACAUUCUUAGAGACGUUGGCGAAGACGCAAGAAGAGGGAGGAUCUAUCUGCCCCAAGACGAGCUCGCGCAGGCCGGGCUUUCAGAGGAGGACAUCUUCAGAGGGAAGGUGACCGGUAAAUGGCGGAAUUUCAUGAAAAGCCAAAUCAAGAGAGCCAGGAUGUUCUUCCAAGAAGCAGAGAAAGGCGUGACCGAGCUCAGCCAAGCUAGUCGGUGGCCGGUGUGGGCUUCUCUGCUGCUGUAUCGACAAAUCCUCGAUGAGAUCGAGGCCAACGACUACGACAACUUCGCAAAGAGGGCUUAUGUUAGCAAGGCAAAGAAGCUUCUGGCACUUCCUGUGGCUUAUGGCAGAUCACUGAUAAGUCCUACUCCUCGAAAGCAGUCGCGCCACGCAAAAGUAUAAUUCUGUGUACAGCUUGCCGCAUAAACUUUCAUAUCAUAAAGAACAGAUAGCACAGAUAGAAGUCUUAGUGUGAAUUGAAUUUGCUGGAUUAGAGAAAAGGAGGUACAUGUGUCGAUCUCCGAGUGGAGAAACCUUCUUAUGAAUGUUUCAUAGCUAUGUAAAGUAAUAGAAUUAAAGGGAAUUAAGAAUGUAUACACAAUUCAAUCUAGAGGAAGAUGCUCUUCCCUCAUAUUAUUAGCAUAUUUUUAUGUGACAAAGCACAAAUUUGCUGUAUCAAUGCUGAGUAAGCCUUUUGAUUUUGAUGGUCUA